AUGACCGUCAUAUACCGACCAGGUCAUGACAACCCAGCUGACUACCUCAGCUGUCACCCUAUACACCUGCCACCGAGCGACAGAGAACAAAAAGUAGCAGAAGAAUAUAUAAACUACAUCCUCUCAACAUCAACCCCCAAAGCAAUGACAAUUGAAGAAGUCGCAACGGAAACCGCAAAAGACAAGACACUCACAGCCAUCAUACAAGCCCUCCUCACCAACAAGUGGUAUGGUAUUGACGAUGACGUAGAUAAAGCAACAUUCCAAACUCUGCAUGCCAACCGUGCUGAACUCUCACUAGCACACAACGACAGCAUCAUUCUCAAAGGACGCCGGAUAGUACUGCCCAAGACACUACAAAGCAGAGCCGCCCAAAUUGCACAUACCAUUCAACAGCAGCGAUUUCAAAGACUACACCUCCCUCACCGGAUUCAAACACAGGAAGAUAACACCCCUGUGGCCCCAGGCCAAUGCUGA
Messenger RNA from Acanthosepion pharaonis, 477 nucleotides. NCBI's taxonomy places the organism in Eukaryota, Metazoa, Mollusca, Cephalopoda, Sepiida, Sepiidae. The record is from the annotation of a GenBank genome assembly.